This is a messenger RNA of Hyalella azteca, 1393 nucleotides long. RefSeq names its product glucose dehydrogenase [FAD, quinone]-like. Gene Ontology annotation, molecular function: oxidoreductase activity, acting on CH-OH group of donors; flavin adenine dinucleotide binding. The transcript has 9 exons. The record is from RefSeq and is a predicted model, not a curated record. The annotation marks the transcript as partial. NCBI's taxonomy places the organism in Eukaryota, Metazoa, Arthropoda, Malacostraca, Amphipoda, Hyalellidae.
GAUGAGUUAUAUGAGGCACAACAACAAUGCUAGAAUAGACCAACUUUGUAGUGUACUCGCGAUUAACGAAACUACAAUUACGAUUGCCAUUACAUGGAUGACUGAAUCAUUUUAGUCGCUUGCGAAUUUUAUACAAGAGCCCAUUCUGCAAAAUUUCUCGACUUCGUGCAAUCAGCAACACAGUUUCUGCCCAUCCAGGCUCUCAUAGGUAGCUUUGUGUGUCUUUGAAAACAUAAUAAAAGCAACGACAAAAUAAAGUUUCAAACGCUAGUCAUGACGCGUAUGUGGCCCGCGAACAUCGCAUUGAAGGCUAUGGCGGCGCUGUCGACGCUCAUACUGCAGCCCACCGUCUUCCCGACCACGAACGUCGGGGACGACGCCGUCUUUGACUUCAUCGUCGUGGGCGCAGGCUCUGCGGGUUGUGCGCUGGCUGCGCGCUUGUCAGAGGUGCGCUCGUGGCAAGUGCUGCUGCUCGAGGCCGGUGGGCAACCGCCUGCCGUCAGCAAGAUUCCACUUUUCAGCUUCCACUCAUACAGCCGUAUGAGUAUCUACAACUACUACUUCAUGACGACCAGUCAGAAGAAUGCACUUUACGCCUACGAAAAUAACAAACUUGUUGCAAAUUCGGGAAAAGUCGUUGGAGGCUCGAGCGUGGUGAACUACAUGCUGUAUUAUCGCGGCAACCGCCGUGACUACGACCGCUGGGCGGCCCUCGGUAACACUGGCUGGGACUACGAUACUGUCCUGCCAUACUUCAAGAAAGCCGAGAACUAUGAAGGAAAACUCUCUGCUGAAGACUUGCCGUAUCAUGGUUUGGGAGGACCACUCUCGGUCUCCAACUCGAAUUGGUUCGAUCUUUCCAAGUAUGUCUUCGCGGCGGCCAAGGAAAUGGGUUUUGAAAAAAUUGACCCCAACGCUAAAAAGAGAAUCGGUUAUUUCCUGCCGGAUUAUACUACAAAGAAAGGUGAACGCCAUUCAGCAGCAGAAGCCUAUCUCAAGCCCACCCUGAGCAGACCAAAUCUCUCCCUGCAGACCGAUUCGCAAGUUAUAAGGAUUCUGUUUAACAACAAAAACAGAGCUAUAGGAGUUCGCUACAUGCAAGGAGGUCGGGUUAAACAAGCGUUCGCCCGUAAAGAAGUGAUCAUCAGUGCUGGUGUCAUCAACAGCCCCAAGCUGCUCAUGCUCUCCGGCAUUGGGCCCAAGGAACACCUCAGAUCAGUUGGGAUAAAACCUCGGGUUGACGUGCCAGGUGUGGGUAAAAAUUUCCAGGACCACAUGACCCUGCACGGACUCAACUGGCUGAUUAAGAUGGGACCAAACGAGGUCUCUGCAACGUCCUUAAGCACCAUACUAAGCCCGCAAACCUUUAAGGACUACAAGGAGAAGAGGACCG